Messenger RNA from Strongylocentrotus purpuratus (purple sea urchin), 4397 nucleotides. RefSeq names its product rho guanine nucleotide exchange factor 17. Gene Ontology annotation, biological process: actin cytoskeleton organization; intracellular signal transduction. The coding region runs from base 16 to 2865 and encodes 949 amino acids. The transcript has 16 exons. NCBI's taxonomy places the organism in Eukaryota, Metazoa, Echinodermata, Echinoidea, Camarodonta, Strongylocentrotidae. The record is from RefSeq and is a predicted model, not a curated record. Gene Ontology annotation, molecular function: guanyl-nucleotide exchange factor activity; protein binding.
UACUUCUGUUUUCUCAUGCAGGAUAUCAAGCCACACAUUUUGUCUGCUUUCUUGGAAACAGAGAGAUUCUACGUCCAGUCUUUGGAUUUCCUUGUGAAGAGUUAUCUCCAACCACUGAAGAGCCCAGACAACUCCAGCCUCUGUGACCAAGCAUCCCUGGAGGUGAUGUUCUACAAGAUUCCAGAGAUCCUUCUCAAUCAUCAACAGUUCCUGGACCAACUGGAGGAUCGGAUGAAACGGUGGCAUAGUGAACAGAAGAUCGGUGACAUCAUCAGUCAGUCUUUUGCUCAGCAGCCAAUCUUGGACACCUACUCAGAAUUCACCAACAACUUCAACAAAGCGAAGAACCUCAUCAGCAAGGCAACUACUAAACCAGCUUUUGCAAAAUUUCUUGAGGAAAGAGCCAAGGAGAACAAGGAGAAGUUGAGUCUGAGUGAUCUGAUUAUCCAACCUAUCCAGAGAAUACCAAGAUAUGAGCUUCUCUUGAAGGAGCUGAUAGACAACACAGCUGAUGACCAUCCCGAUCAGGAGUUGCUUCAGAAUGCACUCAGUACAGUCAACACCCUGGCCAAGGCUAUCAACGCCAGUAAGAACGAUGCUGACCAAGCCCUCAUCGAUCGCCAGAUCAUCCAGGAGCUCGCAGGACUCAUCGAUGGUAUGGAUGAUCUCAAUAUCCCUCAUCGGCGGUUCAUCAGACAGUAUCCUAUAUCAGAAACGAAAGGAUCCAAGAAGGACCAUUGUAUGUUUCUCUUCUCUGAUCUCCUUAUCUGUGCCUCGGUGAAGAGGAAAAGUGCUGUACGGAGACCUUCAGUCACAGUUCUGUCACCCUCUACAUUGCCGAUAGAGGCAAGCAAAUACAAGCUGAACUGGAAGCUUCUCCUAGAGGAUGUAGAGAUCAUCAAGUCGACGCCCACCAUCAAACGAGCCAAUCAGGAGAGAGAUCUCAGCAGACUGGAAGAGGAUCUAUCUAUUCUUAAUAACAUCAGCAGCUUGUCAGACAAUCUGAGCUGCCAGCACCAGAACCUUGAUGAGGUGAUCAAAGAAAUCACAGAGACUAUCAGGAAAACCAUUUCUGAGAGGCAGGCCCUCUCAGCUCUACCCCACGCACCUGUCAAUAAAGUAGAAUUGUCUGCCACCACUACGGAAGGUAUCGAGACGUUUGUCCUAUUCUUCAACAGCUCAGAAUUAAGGAAUAAUUUUGAAGCAGAAGUGGAAGAGGCCAAAAAGAAAUUAGCUGCUAGUUCAAGGGACCGGUUCCCACCUCUCUUCCUCUACCCGAUUCCUAUCAUGAAGACCAGGAGUGGUAUGCAGUUCUCCUGUGCAGCACCAAGUCUCGGCACCAUGAGUAACUCCCUCAAAGACGUCUGGGUGUGUAACAGCGAUGGUUACGUGGGUCAGGUCUGUCUGCUGAGUUUGACUCCUGAACCUUCCAUGGCGUCGUGUAUCUCGGUGUGCUCAGCUCGUAUCCUCUGUAUUGCAUCAGUACCUGCAUCACAUGAGAUCACGCCUAAAAGACGAUCCCUGCGCCUCACAUCCCGCUCCAAGAGCGCUGAAGGGCGUAGCCUCGUCAAGCCAUCCUCCCCAUCUCACGCCAUCGGUCCAGCUCAGUUCAACCUAAUCCAGAACUCUCCCGUCAACCGACAAGCCAGUGAGAUCAUGGCGUUCGACUCGGAGGAUAGUGAGGAUGAAGCAGAGGUCAGGUCACCGGUCAUAGGUCAAGGGUCACCCAACCUUAGAUCGUUGAUGGUCGAUGAGAAGCCAAUGGAGGAUGAGGGUAGUUCAGAUGAAGGGGAGCCUGCUGGCAGGCCUAGUCCCAUUGCAGAGGAGAAAGAUGAUCUGGAAGGGAACCAACCUACCAUGUGGCUUGGAACAGAAGACGGAUGUUUGUGUUUCCUCCACAGUAUCUAUGUAUACCAAUGCACCGACAACAUUCGGACCAAGAAGAGUCGGGCAAAGAUCCGCCAUCUUGCAGCAGUACAGUGUAUCCUGUAUCUGGAGAAUAAAGUGUUUGUUUCUCUGGCUAAUGGGGAUCUGACAGUCUACAGGAGAGAUGCAGGUCAUUCAUGGGAUACUGAUAAUCCCAUCACCGUGUCCCUCGGUAGUAGUACCACCCCUAUCAGUAAAAUGGUAUCGGUCUGUGGUAAGCUGUGGUGUGGCUGUCAGAAUAACAUCCUUAUUGUGGAUCCUGUAACUCUCAGUGUAGAGCACAAGUUCCCAGUGUGCAAUGAUAUCCAGAGGGCGGUAUACUGUAUGGUCUCCUGUGGAUGGGGUGUGUGGGUAUCACUGCAGAGUAGUGCAAUCGUUAGGCUCUUCCAUGCUACCACACAUCAGAGCAUGUGCCAAGUGGAUGUCACUCAGACAGUUCAUAAAAUGCUAGCAAGUUCCGAUGCUAUUAUCCGCCAACACAAAGCAGCUUGCCUUAGAAUCACAGCCCUUCUGGUGUGCAAAGACCUGUUAUGGGUUGGUACCAGUGCGGGCGUGGUCCUAACAUUACCCCUGCCAAAGAUCACUGCCUCCACCUCAUCCCUCAAGGAUGUCCCCAGUCCUACCGGCUCCGCUCAGGGUCACACAGGUCAUGUCCGCUUCCUCACCUCCGUGGAAGUCCCCACCGACAUCCAAACAUCCAUCACCCCCGCAACCUCUCCCGCAUCUAACGGUCGCAAGAGCGGUCUCCAGGUCAUGCAGAAUAAUAACGCAACAUCAUCAACUCCAGAGGGGAGACGUGGCUCCGGUGGAAAUCUCCUCGGCACCAGCAUCAUGGUGAUAAGUGGUGGAGAUGGGUAUGAAGACUUUGGAGCCACAGUGCCUAAUGAACUAGCAGGGAAGGAAGACAGUACAAAUCAUCUAUUACUCUGGCAGGUGUAGAAACUCUUCAGUAUCUAUGGCAACAGACCAAACAAAUUAGGAGUGACCUAAACAUGAGACUUGUGAUAUAUCAAUUGAAUACAUUGUGUAUGCAGAGUUUGAAAACACCCUAUGUGAAACAAACCAAAGUUGGACCUUCCAGAGCUGCUCAAUACAAUAGCCCUCCAUUAAGACAAAGGCUACUGCACCUGGAGGUCACAUCAUCCAUCUUACAGUCAAACUAAAGCUUAGAUCUAUGCAGGUGGGUGGGCAGUCCAAGUAUGACUUAGUCUGAUCACCGCCUAUCGAACCAGGCUGAUGAACACUGUCUUCUACAGAGAACUAUGGAUCAUCAAUGAAAUAGUGCAUCGCAAUCACUGUCUAAUUGCAUGGCUGAUGUUUUCUGUGUAGCCGGUGAACAUGUGGCCAUCACAGGUGGAAGUCAGGUGGUAUCUUGGCUACAGUCAUGUGACAAACCAUGUGACAGCCACAAUGUAUUCAUGAUAUAUCUUCUGCUUGUCCUACUUGCUAACAGCAUACAAUGAUCAAGCUGUGUUGUAUUUAAAUACUUGGAGAACAGAGUCUCUGGAUUUAGGUAUGAUGUCUGAGUAGCUUUGAGAGUGUUGUAGUAUUCAGCUGAAUGUCUUUUGUGUCUUUCUCUUCAUAUUUAUUUUGUACAUAUGUUUUGAAAGCACAGUAAUGUCUUUUCCUUUCCCAUCAAACAUGUCAUAACAGAGAAGAAUUGUCAUAAAAAGAUAAUCAUUUUUUUACCUGUGUUUUCAUUAUCAAAUACUACUUGAUAGCAGUGUAAUGUCUUUUCCUUUCCCAUCAAACAUUAUGUCAUGACAGAGAAGAAUUGUCAUAAAAAGAUAAUCAUUUUUUUUACCUCUGUUUUCAUUAUCGAAUACGACUUGGGAAAUGUUAGGGUAUGAGUGAAAUAAUGUUCUGAUCCAAACAAGGAUUGUGUGUACUGGAGAUUCAUUACAUGAGAUUAUGCAUUGUAUUCAGUUCAGUUUUCCUUUUCGUUUGAUGUUUCUUAAAAUUGAUUUGGUGCAGAAGAAAACAAUGUUUGAAAUGCUAGGCUGUACGGUCGUAUCAAUGAUUUUCUUUGUCACAUCCAAAUGCUUAUUGAUGGUGCUAUGUUAGACAUCUAUUAGCAAAGGGUUGGAUUGAACAGAGCAUUGGGAUAGUUGCAAUUUUGUAUACCAGCGUAGAACAGUUAUGCAAAAGUGAGACAGAUUUUGAUGUCCGGAGUAUGCAUUUUUUAUAAGCACUUGUACAUCCCUUCCCUGAUUGUGUGCUAUUCUAUCUAAAGAUGAGGUACAUAAUAAUCUCUACAGCAAAGUGUGGUAGUGUGAGAUCUUUCAUAAAAUGACCAAGAAUUACCAUGCAUUGUUAGUUAGUCACCUUCUGAAUUUCAAAGCUAGGAGUUUUGUGAUAUACAUAGAGAUAUGCAAUGUACUUGAAUUUAUAAGAGUUGUAAUUGUAACACUAUUACCCUUGAUGCAUUAUAUACAAAAUAUUUCAAAACAUCUCUUUGUAGUUAAUUGAUA